AUGAGCCUCCUUCCUGGGCAGAUGUUGCCCGAUGGGGGUGGAAGGACCCAGGACGGCUCGGCCGGGCUGGUGCUGGUGUCUCCAGGGGUGAAAGCCUGGGUGGAGCUGCGGAAAUCAUGCGGCCGGACCGGGGCUGAGAAGGUUGUGCAGCGCAUCAAAGCCGUGGAGACAGAGACCCGCUUGCUCGUGGUGGACAAGGAGACGGACGAGUACCUGUGCAGCCUGCGCCUGACGUGCACGGAGGACAUGGUGCACAGCGGGAUCCUGCUCAACUCCAGCGUAUCUCCCUCCAAGUCAGUGGGCAGCGACAACGGGGAGGUGUGGAAGCCGCAGCGGGGGCCGAGCGGGGGCACACUCAACGGGGACAGCCUCCAGCGCCACUCGCACAGCUUCUCCUCGCACGGCAGCAGGAAGGAUUUAAACGGACAGAAGGAGCUGUGCCCACGUCUCUGCCACCUGAAGAAGGGUCCCAAUGGCUACGGCUUCAACCUGCACAGUGAGAAGUCCCGGCCGGGGCAGUUCAUCCGCUCGGUUGAUCCCGACUCACCAGCUUCCAGAUCGGGGCUGCGGCCCCAGGACCGGCUGGUGGAGGUGAAUGGCAUAAACGUGGAGGGGCUGCGGCACUCGGAGGUGGUGUCCCACAUCAAGUCCAGGGAGAACGAAGCCAGGCUCCUGGUGGUGGACCCUGAGACAGAUGAUUACUUCAAGAAGCUGGGGGUGACCCCCACGGAGGAGCACACCAAAGGUGUGGUACCUCAGCCCAUGACAAACGGAUCUGCACAGACUCAGCUGAAUGGAGGAUCCACAUCUUCAUCUCACAGCGACCUUCAGAGUCCUGGGAAGGAAUCAGAGGAUGGAGACAUAGAGAAGAAAGACCCGUUUGAGGAGAGCGGGUUGUCCUUGAGCCCAACGGCUGCUGAGGCCAAGGAGAAGGUGAGGGCCAAGCGUGUGAAGAAGAGAGCUCCGCAGAUGGACUGGAACAAGAAGAGAGAGAUAUUCAGCAACUUCUGA
Molecule: messenger RNA, 1011 nt
Organism: Nestor notabilis (Kea)
Lineage: Eukaryota; Metazoa; Chordata; Aves; Psittaciformes; Psittacidae
Gene: NHERF2
Product: solute carrier family 9, subfamily A (NHE3, cation proton antiporter 3), member 3 regulator 2
Exons: 7
Coding region: 1-1011 (336 amino acids)
Biological process (GO): protein localization to plasma membrane
Cellular component (GO): apical plasma membrane
Molecular function (GO): signaling receptor binding; protein-membrane adaptor activity
Source: RefSeq, a predicted model, not a curated record